Molecule: messenger RNA, 741 nt
Organism: Porites evermanni
Lineage: Eukaryota; Metazoa; Cnidaria; Anthozoa; Scleractinia; Poritidae
Source: the annotation of a GenBank genome assembly
AUGGCUAUUUCGCCUUCGCAAGCUGUGCCAUUGUUCUUUGUUAAGUUCCAGAAUUUAAUUGCUCAUUUACGGGGAAAAAUUGUUGAUAGUCAAUCAUUGUCUAGAAUUAGUCAGUAUAUUUUGGUUAGGGAUGCUACCUUUUUUGUAAUAGAUUUCUUUACGGGCGACAGGGCAUCGGAUUUGGGUCGCCUAUUAGCCAGCCAGGUUUUUAAAUUAAAAGAUCGUGAGGGUUACUUGUUGCGUUUUACCUUUUCUAAAACUUUGCGUAAAGACCCCCCUCGUUCUUUCGCCUUGGUUCCCUUUUGCAAAACAGACGUGUGCCCGGUUAAUUGGAUAACUUAUUAUCUCUCUGUGUGCGAUUUACUUAAGAUCCGCUUAGCUUCGGGUUUUUUCUUUCGGGCUUCUGACCGCAGUAGAGAUAUUAGUCCCAGGCCUUUCGUCGGCUCGGCUGUUAAUAACCGUCUUCGGGGGUAUCUCACCGAAGCUAAGCUUCAUGACGGCGAAACCCCUCAUAGUUUCCGGGUGGGUUUGUCUACUACUUUGAGAUUGCUAGGUUGUUCUCAACAGCAGGUUGCACAGUAUAUAGGUUGGAAGAGUGGGGAGAUGGCUCAACAUUAUUCCCGUUCGUCUGAUGCGGCGGCGUCUCUCACGAUCUUCGAGAAAGUCCUUCCUAGUGCUACUGGUUUGGUCACAGUGCCUGUGUCUCACCCCGACAAUCUGCAACCCGUUUGUACUAAUUGA